Ipomoea nil (Japanese morning glory) is the source of this 683-nucleotide messenger RNA. Its product is annotated as abscisic stress-ripening protein 2-like. The transcript has 2 exons. Lineage: Eukaryota; Viridiplantae; Streptophyta; Magnoliopsida; Solanales; Convolvulaceae. The record is from RefSeq and is a predicted model, not a curated record. The coding region runs from base 80 to 406 and encodes 108 amino acids.
CUAGAAAACCAUCUAAAAUGCACCAUCAUCACAAUCACCUUCUUCAUAUAUACUCCGGUAGCAUUUGAUUAGUUCCAGCAUGGCUGAGGAGAAACACCACCACCACCUCUUCCACCACAAGAAGGAGGAAGACGGCCCGGUGGACUACAAGAAAGAAGAGAAACACCACAAACACCUCGAGCACAUCGGCGAGCUCGGCGUUGCUGCAGCCGGAGCCUAUGCUUUGCAUGAGAAGCAUGAAGCAAAGAAAGACACAGAGCAUGGACAGAGGCACAAGAUAGAGGAAGAGGUUGCAGCAGCCGUGGCAGUGGGAGCAGGUGGAUUUGCAUUCCAUGAGCAUCAUGAGAAGAAAGAAGCCAAGAAGGAAGAAAAAGAGCACGACGGAAAGCACCACCACCAUUUCUAAUUAAUAAUUUACUAAUUAUUUGCUGAAUAUUGCUAAAUAAUGCCAUCAUAUCAUAUCAUAUCAUAUUAUAUAUAUGGGCUACUAUCUUGUUUGCAAUAAUAUGUGUGUCAGUGUGAGUGAACUUAUGUAUAAUCAAUAGAGUGGUGUUUAUUUACUUGAAUUACAUAUAAUGUUUUAAUAUAUUCUCUGCUCUAAUAGUUUAUAAGUAUGAUGUUGAACGACGAUGUAAUGUUUUAAGUUGAGAUAUAUAUAUAUGUUAUGAUGUUGAACGAUGUAA